GCUUCUCUGUUUUUACUUUUUCGCCGCGAAAACUCCUUUGCGUCUUUCUUCCUCCGCCGCGACCGCCUUCGCCGCCGGUGGGAGGCGAAGGAAGCGGCCACUAUUUAAUCGGUCCCUGUCCGGAUCCGACCACCGCGAAACCCUAAAUUGUCUUCGCAGGAAGAGAGAGAGAGGACCGAGUGCUUGCUUGAGGCGCUUCCCUUCGGCCCCCGAGCUUGAUUUCCCCGAUGAGAAGGUAGGGAUGGGUCGACCCGAGCCGUGCGUGCUGUUCGCCCAGACGUUCGCCCACCCCCAUCUCGACGAGUACGUCGACGAGGUAGUCUUUGCUGAGCCCGUCGUUGUCGCUGCUUGCGAGUUCCUGGAGCUGAGCGCGUCUUCGACAUGUCAAUCGGUGUCGCUUGUCGGGGCUACUUCACCUCCUUCAUUUGCUUUGGAAGUUUUUGUUCAAUGUAAUGGGGAGACAAGAUUUAGGCGCCUUUGUCAGCCCUUUCUGUAUUCUCAUUCUUCAUCAAAUGUGCUGGAAGUUGAGGCUGUUGUAACUAAUCAUCUUGUUGUGAGAGGCAGCUAUCGCAGUCUAAGCUUAGUCAUAUAUGGGAACACAGCAGAGGAUCUGGGACAGUUCAACAUAGAAUUUGAUGAUAGCUCCUUGACAAAUAUCACUAAUUCAGCGGAGGGAGAGCUUGAGGAUUUACCUAUGCCUUUACGCACUACUAACUUUAUGAGUAAGGAAUUCACCUGCUCUCUCAAUGCGUUGCCUCUACCUGUUAGUGUGUUAGACAUGUCUCUUGGGGUCAAGCAGCUUCUACAAUCAAUAUUGAGGAUUCUGGAGCUACGGGCACAUGGUGAUGCAGUACAAAAAGCUAUAAGUACUAUUGUGUCAGCUGUCUCUACUUAUACCACUCAUGACCUAUCUGGUGCUGGGAUCAGUGAGAAAUGUCUUAAAUCAGGCAGAUUAAAAAAUGGUAAGAAAUUGGAACUUGCUACUAACGAGGCCGCAGGGGAGCUUCUUGAGCUCUACAAAGUUCUUCAACAAGAGUCAGCGCAGUUUUCAGCCAAGCCAUCUGCAGAAACCAAUUUCCUUGAUAUGGAUAUUGAUUCGGUUAAUUUCAAGCAUUUGGUUGACAUGUUUGGAAAGUACUUUCAUUUUGAGAGUGACUCCUUAUUUGUUGGACAUCCCGUGCUCUCAAAGAGAAAUAAUUCCAUUUUGUGGUUGAGUAUGGCUCUUUUAUUCUGCUCUGCCAAAGAAAGUUGCUUCCACUUUGUCAAUGGCGGGGGCAUGGAGCAACUGGUCAAAGUUUUCUGCAAUGACCUACAACAUUCAACAACAGUGGUGCUCCUAUUUCUGGGAGUUGCGGAGCAGGCAACACGAUACUCGGUUGGCUGUGAAGGUUUCUUGGGUUGGUGGCCUCGUGAAGAAGUUACCGUUCCGUCUGGUACUAGUGAAAAUUAUACUCAGUUGCUGAAACUGUUAUUGCAAGAACCACGCCAUGAUGUUGCUUCCCUGGCAACUUACAUUCUUCGUCGCCUAAGAUUUUAUGAAGUUGCAGCGAAAUAUGAGUGUGCAGUGCUCUCUGUGUUAAGAGGUCUUUCUACCAUUGAUAGGGUCACAGAAGCUUCUUUGCACGAGCUCAUGAGUGCUAAGUCUCAACUCAAAAGCCUCUUGAAGCUGAUAAAUUUGCAUGGUCAAAUAGAAGAUCCUUAUCCUGUUGCACAAGCAAGUAGAUCCCUGAUUCUUGGUCAAGGUGAAGGAUGCCUGUCCUACAAAACGACCAGUGGCUCAAUUACUUCAAACUGUUGCCUUUCCAUUUGGGAUAUUGACCCAGAUCUGCUGGGAAUUCUCAAGGAGAGAGGAAUUCUUCCUCUAUCAGCUGCUUUGUUGUCAUCAUCAAUACUGCACUUGGAAGUAGGACAUGCAAUGUUCUUACAUGUAGAAAUCGUUUCAUCAAUUGGUGCCAUAAUAUUUUCACUGCUCCUCUGCCGCUCAGGCUUACUUUUCCUUGCACAUCAACCUGAAAUUUCAUCUACAAUAGUCCAUUGCCUGAAAGGUGGCGAUUCUACCAGAAAAGACGAGUGCCUUCCACUUCGUUUUGCAUCCACCUUAUUAUCCAAAGGUUUCUUCUGUGGGUCAGAAGAAGUAGGCAUGAUACUUGAGAUGCAUUUGAGAGUGGUUAACGCAAUCGAUCGUUUGCUUACAUGCACUCCUCAUUCUGAAGAAUUCUUAUGGGUCUUGUGGGAACUUUGUGCGCUUUCCAGAUCUGACUGUGGACAUCAGGCUUUGUUGGUUCUUGGAUUUUUUCCAGAGGCUAUUGCAGCAUUGAUUGAAGCAUUGCGCUCAGUCAAGGAGUUGGAGCCCACUGCAAAGAGUGGUGGAGCUUCACCCCUGGAUGUUGCGAUUUUUCAUUCGGCAGCAGAGAUUUUUGAAAUCAUUGUUACCGAUUCCACAGCAUCUUCUCUGGGCUCUUGGAUUGAAUGUGCAGUCGAACUUCAUAGAGCUUUACAUUCCUCAUCCCCAGGGUCAAAUAGAAAAGACGCUCCCACACGACUUUUGGAAUGGAUAGAUGCUGGUGUAGUUUAUCACAAAAACGGGGCUGUUGGUCUUCUCCGGUAUGCUGCUGUGUUAGUAUCUGGAGGAGAUGCACACUUAACUUCGACUAGUAUUCUAGUGUCAGAUCUCAUGGGUGUUGAACAUGCUGUUGGAGAUCCUUCUGGUGGUUCUGACAUAAAUGUAAUGGAGAAUCUUGGGAAAAUAAUCUCUGAGAAAACAUUUGACGGAGUUGCACUUCGUGAUUCUUCUGUAGCUCAGCUUACAACAGCAUUUCGGAUUUUAGCUUUCAUUUCCGAGAACUCUACUGUUGCUGCAACGCUAUAUGAUGAAGGUGCCGUUACAGUUAUCUACACUGUUUUAAUUAACUGUAGAUUUAUGCUUGAGAGGUCCUCGAACAGUUACGAUUACCUUGUUGAUGAUGGAACUGAAUGCAACUCCACAUCGGAUUUGCUUUUGGAACGGAAUCGGGAGCAGAGCCUAAUUGAUGUGUUGAUUCCUGCCUUGGUACUGCUGAUCAACCUUUUGAAGAAACUACAGGAAGCAAAUGAGCAGCACAGAAAUACAAAACUAAUGAAUGCUCUUCUGAGAUUGCAUCGAGAAUUGAGCCCCAGACUAGCUGCAUGUGCAGCAGAUCUAUCUGCUCCAUACCCUGAUUCUGCUCUUGGUUAUGAAGCCGUCUGCCAUCUCAUUGUGUCUUCUCUUGCUUAUUGGCCAGUGUUUGGAUGGGCUCCCCGCCUGUUCCACUCUCUCCUUGCAAGUGUUCAAGCAACUUCAGUUCUGGCCUUGGGUCCAAAGGAGACCUGCAGUUUUAUGUGUCUUCUGAAUGAUUUGUUUCCUGAAGAAGGAAUCUGGCUUUGGAAGAAAGGAAUGCCUGUGUUGAGUUCCCUCAGGAAGUUGGCUAUCGGUACAAUAUUGGGACCUCCAAAAGAGAAAGAGGUGAACUGGUAUCUGAAACCUGAAUUUCGUGAGAAGAUUCUGAGCCAAUUAACCCCGCAGCUUGACAUGAUUGCACAGAUGAUCAAACAUUAUGCAGUCUCUGCACUGGUCGUAAUUCAAGACAUGCUUAGAAUUUUCAUAAUUCGAAUUGCUUGCCAGAAAGUUGAAAGCGCCUCCAUACUCCUCAAGCCCAUCUUCAGUUGGGUCCUUGAUCAUAUCUCUUUAAUUUCUUCGUUGGAUAUUGAUACUUACAAGGUUUACAAAUAUCUCGAUUUUCUUGCUUCUUUAUUGGAGCAUCCGCAAGCUAAGGCCCUAUUACUCAAGGCGGGGAUGAUCCAGAUUCUGAAAAAAGUUCUCGAAUGGUGUUUGGAUGCCGUUGAUUCAGACAAGAUUUUGGAGAGUAGAAAUAUGGCGGAUAAUGGAUUUACGCUGCUUAGUUGGUGCCUUCCUGUGUUUAAGUCCUUGUCACUGUUGUGUGGUUCUGUGGCAACUUCACAAUGUGCUGGGUUGCCUGAUUCGAAAAAUACGGAAUGCUUUAGCACUGGAGAUUGUGCUUCAAUUUUACCUUAUCUUCUUAAGUUUUUUCAGGUCCUGCCUGUUGGAAAAGAGUUGCUUGCUUGUGUUAGAUCUUUCAAAGAAAUCAGUUCUUGCAAAGAAGGUCGUGAUUCUUUGAAGGCUGCCUUUGGUUCCUUUAGUAGUUCUGUGGUACAUGAGCGAGACAAAGGACAUGAAACUAACCAAAUUUAUAACGGUAGCGAAUCUGGAUGGAGCAAAUGUGCUCCUUUAUUGUGUUGCUGGAAGAAGAUGUGGAAUUCUUCUGAAGCUAGUGAUGAUUCAUCGUCUUUCGCUGCUCAAGGCCUUGAUCUAUUGUCUUCAGGGUGUUUGUCAUUCUGCGUGGAUGGAACCAGAUUGAACUUGAAGGGGGUUGGUCUGGUGAAAUUGCUUUUUGGGCUUUCAGAUGAUUUGAAUGAGACAGACAGUUUUAUCAAGGAAAACCUGAAUUAUGUUAAAGGUUUAAAUGCUCUGUUGAGUUCAAAGGGCGAAUACAAUGACCAUGAAACUGGUCCUUUUCAGAUCCCAGACUCUGUAAAAUCAUUGCUUCUGUUAUUGGUGAAUCCUAUCGGUGCCAUUGAUGUGGUUGAUAUAGUUUUUGGUGAGGCUGUCUUGUCAUCCAAUGAUGAUCUGGUUUCUACAGAGUUGCAGUCUGCUGUAGAUUGCUGUCUUGAAAGAACUGAUGGGUUACUUCAGCUAGGUGGACUAGGAGAUAAGUUCCUUUGGGAAUGUCCGGAAACUUUGCCUGAUAAGACAGCUCUUCCAUUAAAAAGGAAAAUGUCAUCUCUAGAAGGUCAAGGUAGGCGUGCCAGAGGGGAGAAUCCACCUUCUGAUCUUGCAGCCUCUGGUGCAUUUUCACGUGGUUCAGGUCAAUCUGUAGCUCCCUCUGGUCCUACACGCAGAGAUACAUUCCGGCUGCGCAAACCAAAUACCAGCAGGCCUCCAUCUAUGCACGUGGAUGACUAUGUCGCACGGGAGAGAAAUGUUGAUGGUGUUAGUGAUGUCAUUGCAGUUCCACGUGUAGGAUCAACGAGUGGAAGACCUCCUUCAAUCCAUGUAGAUGAGUUUAUGGCUAGACAAAGGGAACGGCAGAGUUCUUCUGCCACAAUAGUUGGUGAGGCAGUAACACAAGUGAAAAAUGCAGCUCCUGCUAACGAUGGAGAGAGAGAGGUCAAAAAACCUAAGCAGUUGAAGACAGAUUUAGAUGAUGAUUUACAGGGUAUUGACAUAGUGUUUGAUGGUGAAGAAUCUGAAACGGAUGACAAGAUGCCUUUCCCCCAGCCAGAUCAUAAUUUGCAACCAUCUGCCCCUGUCACUGCUGAGCAAAGUUCUCCCCACUCAAUUGUUGAGGAGACAGAAAGUGAUGUUCAUGAAAGCAGUCAAUUUUCUCGUAUGGGCACGCCUGUUGCGUCCAAUGCUGAUGAAAACACCCAAAGUGAGUUUUCUACAAGGAUGUCUGUUUCACAUUUGGAGAAGCCAUUGACUCGAGAACCAAGUGUGACCUCAGAUAAAAGGUUCUUUGACCAAUCUAAUGAUGUGAAGGAUUUGAUUACAGGAAAGACCUCUGGCGUGUUUGAUGCUGCAGCAGUAGCAAACAAUCCUGGAUUUCCUGUUUCACCUUAUGCUAUGGCAUCAGCAUCGUCAUCUGGGCAAUCACGUGUUGAUUCUAGGGUGAGUCCUCAAACAUUGUACCCAAAACACAGUCCGCAUCAUGCAGGAAACCUUCAUGGUGCAGGAACCCAAGGAUCCUAUGACCAGAAAUAUUUGCAGAAUCAACCACCACUACCUCCCAUGCCACCACCAUUGUUAGUUCCAUCAGUAGUAUCUCAGGCUUCCGAUUCAGUUCCUAGUCAAGCAUCCCCAUUUACGAAUAAGAUGAUCGAUGGGCAGUCACCUGUUUCCAGUGCCUUUCAUAUUCAGUCAGAUCACUUGUCUCCAUACAGUUCUUCCCCCAGUGGAUCCAUUAGGCCUCUCCCACCACUUCCCCCAACACCACCUCCAUUUUUAUCCAGUCCCUAUACUAUGCCACCUAUAAAAGCUUCCACUCCACAGUCUUCAGGUUAUGUUCAGACAAGCAUUGGAAUGACAGAAUUUCCCCGUGCGCCUAUUAUGCCUUCAACUGAUCUGCAACAUUCUGCAGCAGGUCCCAGACAUUCAUAUCCCCCACCUCCCCUAAUGCAUCCCUUGGUGUUCAGUAGGACUGCCUCUGUCCCUGUGAAUUUCUAUGGGAACAACACAAUGCAGCAACAUGGAGAGAAUCAACCUAGCAUCUUGCAGAACUUUCCUCCAAGUCAAUCUCCAAUGCAGUCAGUACACACUGUUGCACAGUUGCAGCCACUUCAGCCCCCACAACUCCCACAGGUUCCACACCCACCUCAGCACCUCAGACCACUAGCUUUUUCUUCACAGCAGCCGGAACAAGGGUCAUCGUCCUUGCAAAACCCAGUACAACAAGGUCAUCAAUUACAAGCACUGCAGCAGCAGUCACAAGUAUCUCCUUUGCAUGCUUAUAUCCAGUCACAGCAACAAGAACUAUCUCGUGGUCAUCCACGUCAAGAAGUAGAGCAUGCUGGACUCCAGGUUUCUCAUCAGCAAGGAGACACAUCCAACCAGCAUCAAGAUGCAGGAAUAUCACUAUACGAUUACUUCAAGUCCCCAGAAGACAUCCAGGCCUUGCUGAGUGAUCGCGAAAAGCUCUGUCAGCUUUUGGAACAGCAUCCAAAGUUAAUGCAGAUGCUUCAGGAAAGAUUGGGCCAGCUAUAACAUCGAGAUCAGAUUUGUCAAGGGUGGUGGUCCUGUUGUAUGCCCUCUCAUUUGGAUGAUUUAUAUAAUGUUCGAAUCACCAAAUGCGAUAUUCUUGAGCAACUGUAGCCUGUCCAUUAUUUGUUUUCGAUAUUUGUAACUUAAAUUCACUUUGUGUAUAUAUAUGUACAAUUUUGUCCUGGCCUCA
Molecule: messenger RNA, 6983 nt
Organism: Syzygium oleosum
Lineage: Eukaryota; Viridiplantae; Streptophyta; Magnoliopsida; Myrtales; Myrtaceae
Product: protein virilizer homolog
Exons: 28
Coding region: 242-6796 (2184 amino acids)
Cellular component (GO): RNA N6-methyladenosine methyltransferase complex
Molecular function (GO): RNA binding
Source: RefSeq, a predicted model, not a curated record